This is a messenger RNA of Podospora anserina S mat+, 585 nucleotides long. RefSeq lists its product as uncharacterized. Bases 1 to 585 code for a protein of 194 amino acids. The transcript has 2 exons. NCBI's taxonomy places the organism in Eukaryota, Fungi, Ascomycota, Sordariomycetes, Sordariales, Podosporaceae. The record is from RefSeq and is a predicted model, not a curated record.
AUGCACACCCUUCUUCUUCGACCGACCCUUGCCGGGCGGCUUUUCCCUCGGGCCAAGUCUUACAAGACCGUCAUCGCAUGCAUAGAAGAGCCGCUGUCCGUCUCACGCGUUCACUUCUCGACAUCGCCCAAGGUGGGUGCGAAGAACCAGGUUUAUGCCUCCGUUCGUAACCCGGACCAGUUUCACACCUACCAACUCCUGUCGGCAUCAUCCCGGACGCCUCUCUUGACGAUGUGGACAGCCUCGUACUGCCCAACAUGCAAAGUCGUAGAACCCCUCAUCCGGGAGCUCGUCGAGUCCGGUGUCGGUGAGGCUGAGGGCGGGGUGGGCUACUGCGAAGUCGAGUACGACGCGCCAGAUGUCAUGAGCGCGGGUCUGGGGAUGACCUACAUGAUCAGUGCCCUCCCGACUCUUCUCAGUUUCGACGCCCAGGAGGCUCAAGUCGAGACCAAGGUUACGGAUGCCAGGAAGAUGGCCAACCGUCAGUUUCUGGAGGAGUGGAUGAGGACCGAGGCACGUAGACACGGCAGUCGGGGUGGUGGCGGGGGCAACUUCCUCAGCAAUUUCUUUGGCAAGUCGAAAUAG